GACCUACCCAAUAAUAGGCAGGUGGUCAUAAUUGGUGUAUAUUUAUAUACAUUUGAAGAAUGUGAGAAUGAGCAAUGUGUCUCCUUGUGAUAGUGAGUCAUUAAUAGGAACAUGUCGCUAGUUGAUUCCUCAUGCAGAACCAUAAAUGCAGACCGUCUGCGAUCAUGGACAUGCAGCGCUUCAGUGUACCUCUUCAUCUGCUGCUGCUCAUUUACACUGCAGCAACGGCCAAGGAUAAUGAAGGGUGGUCCAUGAAAGUUCCAACAGAGGUCAGGGCGAUUGAAGGGUACCCGAUAGUGCUGUCCUGCUCUUUUACUCACCCGCACCACACCCAUCCCUCCUCCAUGCAUGUGAUGUGGACCCUCGGGCACGGACGGGCCGCCAAAGUGCUGUUCCACUGCACGAGUCUUAACAACAGCCAGCAGUGCCAAUCAAAGCCAGACCAGGACCAGCGUUACCGCCUUGAGGGCAACCACAGACAGCACGACAUUUCUCUCAGGAUCAACAGCGUGACUUUAAAGGACAGCGGGCGCUAUUAUUGUCGUGUGGAGAUACUAGGAAGCCACGGGCACCCACAUGAAAGCUUUGAAAACACAUUGGGUAUUCGUCUAAGAGUGGAGGCUGCACCCCGUAUCCUGAGCUUGUCUGCCGAGGGCACCGCGGUAUCUGGCAUCAAAGCCCUGUGUCAUGUUCAAGGCUCUCCUCUUCCUGAUGUUCAGUGGAUAGCACCAGAUGCGAUCCUCGAAGACGACCCCGCAUUGGCUCUUUCUCAUGAUGCUGCUGGCCAAUACCGCACAUCAAGUGAACUUCUGGAUGUUAAACCUGGGGGACAGUACACCUGCACAGCCUCAAACUCUUUGGGAAAGGAUCAAGCCACGCUUUACAUUUUGCCUCCUAUUCCUGAGAAGUCAACCACACCACAUUCAUUCUCCCUCCUCAUGCUGAUGCUCGCCCUGGCUUUAGGUUUGAAGCUAAUUCUAGCUUUGGGUGUAGGAGUGUGGGUGAUCAAGACGAGCUUUAGAUUCAGAAAUAACAACGUGACCAAUUAAGACAUAAGUGUGCAUGCUUUAAAUAAUCAAAUUGCAGUAAGUGGCCUUCAAAGCAUCAAAGUCUUUUCCCAGGUAUCUUAAAAAAAAAAAAAAAAACAUGUCCUAAAGAUAAAACUUCCUCUUCCCUUGAAGUACAUAUGACUGUAACUUCUCUUUCUUUUUUUGACUAGAUAAUUUGAACAAGAAAAUUUGGUAACACUUUACUUGAAGGGGCAACCUAGGGUUAUGAAUAUUUAUAAAUUAAUGAAUAUUUUUCUUGACCUCAUCUACAGUGCAAAUCAAACUUGCAGUUUUAAAAUGUCAUUAAGUGUUAAUACUUUGUCAAAUAAUUUUAAAAACCUUAACAAAAUGCAACAGAUGCAUCAAAAGAUUAUACUUAAUAUGUUAAGAAAAUCACUAACAAAAUAUUUAAUUAAUUAAUUGAAUGUAAUUAACUGUUUUUGUAGAGAUAUGGACCCACUGCUGCACGGCUUAACCCAUUAUUGUACUGUUUUCAUUUAAUUUUAGGUGAAUUGAUCUCCUCAUGCAAUAAAAUAUAAUUUUAUCAAUUUUAAUUAUUAUUAUUAUUGAUUGAUUGAUGAUUUUUUUUCUCUAACACCCGUAGGAAACUUAAAAAAAUUGAUGAACUGAAGAAUAUUCAUGACGCUGUUAUAAAACUAUUUGACAGAGUAUUAACUCUUAAUGACAUUUUAAAGACAAAAUUUAAUUUGUAUUGCUGGUAAAAAGUGCUCAGUUAUGUUGUCUUUGUUGUCUUGUUAAUGUCAAGUUGUCAUGACAAGUUAUAAUGUAUUGGUUAAUGUCAAUUGUCAUAACAAAGUCAUCUCAAACAAUGUCAUAUUUGCAUUAAAAAUGACACAAUUGAACGAAUGACACUUAAUGACAGUUGUCAUAAAUGUGCAUAAAAUCUCCUUCAUGUUUCAUGACGUGUGUCAUGUCAAUCAUGAUCAUGAUGGUGUCAUGCCAGUCUUAUUAAAACUGCUUUAAGUAAAGUGUUACUGAAGAUUUAAA
Molecule: messenger RNA, 2057 nt
Organism: Paramisgurnus dabryanus
Lineage: Eukaryota; Metazoa; Chordata; Actinopteri; Cypriniformes; Cobitidae
Product: sialic acid-binding Ig-like lectin 15
Biological process (GO): regulation of actin cytoskeleton organization; regulation of bone resorption; regulation of osteoclast development
Cellular component (GO): plasma membrane
Source: RefSeq, a predicted model, not a curated record